AUGAACUCAUCCAAUACUGUUAAUAACUCAUUUAUCCCCUUUAGCGAUUUUGAAGCUAAUGCCCGUUUUAUUGCUUACGCAGUUCUUCUUGCAUUUACCGUCAUUGGCAAUAUCAUCGUCAUAGAGUCAUUUAUUGUGGUUCGAACUCUUCGUACACCGUUUAACAUUUUUCUUCUCAAUUUAGCCACUGUUGAUUUAUUCACCGGUAUAUUUAGAAUGGGUUUUUACCUCUUCAAUAUCGCUUAUGCUAAAGGAUUUGAGUGGCCGUUCAGUCCAGCGUUAUGUAAUUUCAGCGGUUGGGCAUUAAGUAUUGCUUUCUCAGCUAAUGUUCAUACCCUAGAAUUAAUGGCUAUUUUUCGCUAUAUUGCGGUGGUUCAUAAUAACACCUACAAUCUCACGCAAAAGAGAGCUGUUAUAUCGAUCGUUUGCAUAUGGAUUUAUUCCAAUAUUAUCGCUCUCCUUCCAAUCAUCGGUUGGAAUCGGUAUCGAUAUCAAGCAAACGAAAUUGCUUGUUUACCUGAUUGGUAUUACGAAAGUAGCUACCCACUUUUUGUUACUAUUUGCGAUGUGAUCAUUCCAUUAACCAUUCUAUUCUACUGUUAUGUGGCUAUUUAUAUCACGAUGAAGAAAACGAGUCGACGUUUCCGUGAUAUUUCCAAUCAGGGCAUGGAUAUUGCACUCCAGCAAAUAUCUAAACGAGAAGCUCGUGUUACGCGUGCCAUGUUUUUGGUUUUCGUCGCUUUUCUUAUUUGUAUUGUGCCAUAUGCUGUCUGUGUAUUCAUCUUGUUCUCUAUAUUUCACAUUUGGGUUGGUCGAGACAUGGCAUUUUUAACUGGUUAUUUUGUUAAUCUAAACAGUGCUAUCAAUCCUAUAUUGUAUGGUUUCCUUUACUGCCGCUUUAGAAAAGCUUAUUACUAUACUGCUUGUUUGUGGUGGAGAAAAUUAUCCAGUAUAUUCACGAUUCUAUCCAGUCUACACCAUCGGCAUAAUAAAGUACGACUUGUGAAAGACUGUGAUGGUGAUUUCAAUCGAUCAAGAGGAACAGAAAUUAUUAGCAUGAAUCACCAUGAUCAAGCGGUCAUUCAAGAAGUUGACUAA
Molecule: messenger RNA, 1098 nt
Organism: Trichoplax adhaerens
Lineage: Eukaryota; Metazoa; Placozoa; Uniplacotomia; Trichoplacea; Trichoplacidae
Exons: 1
Coding region: 1-1098 (365 amino acids)
Biological process (GO): G protein-coupled receptor signaling pathway
Cellular component (GO): membrane
Molecular function (GO): G protein-coupled receptor activity
Source: RefSeq, a predicted model, not a curated record